Trichomycterus rosablanca is the source of this 2410-nucleotide messenger RNA. It is a transcript of the gene ptx3a, whose product is annotated as pentraxin 3, long a. The transcript has 4 exons. Gene Ontology annotation, biological process: innate immune response. The record is from RefSeq and is a predicted model, not a curated record. Gene Ontology annotation, molecular function: complement component C1q complex binding. Bases 170 to 1504 code for a protein of 444 amino acids. Lineage: Eukaryota; Metazoa; Chordata; Actinopteri; Siluriformes; Trichomycteridae.
GGUGCUGAGCUCGUAAAGCCUGUGGAGAGUGCCUCACUCCAGCUCACUCCUCAUUUACUCGUAGCUCAGAGCGGGUCGGACUCCCUGCCAACACGUCGCUCAGCGUUUAUACAGCGACAGAGACGCUUCAGUCAGGUGAUAUACCAGUCGGACCCGCGUACCAGCCAGGAUGCCGAUCAGAAGGGUUCUCCAAGCUGCGUGUUUGGUGGCUUCAGUGCUGAUGCUUCAGGCUUAUGAAUAUGGCAUAGAGGAGAACUACCCCGAUCCCUACCACAACGAGAUUGACGAGGAAGAUCCCAACCUGAUGGAGGCCCCGACCGACCCUCCUUCUGGCCCUUGCUCGGCCCCGGAGUUCAACAAGUGGGACAAGCUCUUCACCAUGCUGGAGAACUCGCAGAUGAAGGAGAACAUGCUGCUCCAGUACUCGGACGACAUCGUGAAGGUGGGCCUGCAGUCGCUGCGCGCCGAGGUCCUGGAGCUGAUGGCGCAGUCGAGCGGCUCCUGCGCGGCCGCCGUCGAGGGCUCGGCGCGACGGGCCGGAGCGUACGCCGAGGCGAAGCUUCAGCAAGCCCUGGAUCACCUGAAAGACCACGUGAUCAAGCACCAAUCACGGCAGGAGGAAGCCCUGCAGCAAAUCGUGGAAGCCAGUCGGGAGCAGGCGGUCCGGCUCGAUAAGGUGGAGAGCAGCUGCCUGGACGGCAGGGUCAAGAGUCUCAACACCAGACAUCUAGAGCAGGAGAACAGAGACGUGGAGGAUAAAGGAAGGCUGGCCAGAAGCCUACAAGCCAUGUCGGAAGAUCUGCAGAGCCUCCGAGAACACUUGGUGUUCUACACACAAGCCAUGGCCAGCAAAAUAGUGCCUGCAGGAUGUGACACGGCUCUGUUCUUCCCCAUGCGAUCUUCAAGGACCUACGCUGAGGUGAUCCCCCAGAAUUCCAUGCAGAGCCGCGCCUUCACCAUGUGCCUGUGGGCCAAACCGACCCAAGUGCUCAACAAGACUGUAUUAUUCUCCUACGGCACCGACAGCAACCCCCUGGAGCUGCAACUGCUCCUGAGCAAGAACAGCGCCCUCUUCACCGUGGGGGGCGAAACGCACCUGGUGGUGGCGCAGGAUGCCAUCGAGGAGGGGCGCUGGGUGCACCUGUGUGGAACCUGGAGCUCAGAACAGGGCCUGGCGUCACUCUGGGUGGACGGACAGAAAGUGGCAAACUCUCCGGGCGUGGCGGAGGGGCACGAGCUGCCCGACGGCGGGGUCGCCGUCCUGGGUCAGGAGUACGCAGGCGAGGGUCUGGCUAAACGAUUCGGCUUCCAGGAAACGUUCAACGCCGACGAGGGCUUCACGGGGAAGAUAAGCGGCGUGAACGCGUGGGACCGAGUCCUGAGCGAGGAGAAGAUCGUGGCGCAGGCUCGGGUGGACGGCAGGAGCUGCGGUGCCCGUGGGAACCUGGUGGCCUGGGGCGUGUCUCAGUUUUUGGAGAAAGGAGGAGUCAAACUCAUAUACUAGAUACGACUGCUGCUGAACAUCUUAAAUACACUCAAACGUUCCCCCAGCGAGCAACUACGUGGAUCAGUCGAUGAAUUAAAGCUGCUCCUGUCAGGGAUGUGAUUUUUAUUUACACUUCCCAAAGAACUGGAGAAACCACAAGCACCAAAGAACAAAGCAAGCAAAUAAAUAAAUAAAUAAAUACAAUGAACAAAUAAAUAAAUAAAUGAAUAAAUAAAUAAACAAAACAAAUAAAUAAAUAAAAUAAAUAAAUAAAACAAAAAAAAUAAAAAUAAAGAAAAAAUAAUAAAUGAAGAAAGGGAAAAAAAUACAUUAAUAAAUGAAUAAAAAACAAAUAAAUAAAUAAAGAUAAAAAUAAUAAAUAAAAUACAAAAAUAAAAAUAAAUAAUGAAUAAAAAUGUAUACAUUAAUAAAUAAAUAAAGUUUAAUUAAAAAAAAUAAUAAAAAGAGAAUAGAACUUUGGACGGACUGCAUUUUUAUGACUGUGUUACCAGAAAGAAUUUCCACACAUUUCCAUGUAUUAUAUUUAUACAUAUAUAUAUAUAUAUAUUUUUUACAUUUAAUAAACUGUUGCAUUACUGUAUGACCCUGUGUUAUUUUCUGUUAUAUAUCCAGUAGCGUGUUGGUUUAAAAUCUUUUUUAAAUGAAUAAUGAUUAAUUUUUUCCGUGUUUGUACUCAGAUUUUGCUGAAAUCCUCCGAUAUUAACGUUCUGUUACUGAAUGUGUGUGAAAUGUUUACAAAGUCGGGACUUUUCCUCUUUCUGUUAAUGUGAUGAUAAAUGUAUGAUACUGUAUUUGUGUUUUAUAGGGAAGAAAUGAACCCACACGCUGUCUGUUGUAUAAAGAACGUCUGUCUGUUACUGAAUGUAAAAGGUGAUUUUUAUUAUUAAAGACAUGUAUAGUACA